Knipowitschia caucasica is the source of this 270-nucleotide messenger RNA. The record is from the annotation of a GenBank genome assembly. Lineage: Eukaryota; Metazoa; Chordata; Actinopteri; Gobiiformes; Gobiidae.
AUGGAGGAGGUGAUGGAGGAGGUGAUGAAGGAGGUGAUGGAGGAGGUGAUAGAGGAGGUGAUGGAGGAGGUGAUGAAGGAGGUGAUGGAGGAGGUGAUAGAGGAGGUGAUGGAGGAGGUGCUGGAGGAGGUGAUGAGGAGUGACAGUCAGAACGUCUCACUCAGAUGUGAAGUCUUCUGCAAACAGCAGCGUUUGGUGAACGUUUGGGAGACCGGGUCAAACGCAGUCAGUCAGGGUGAGGCCCGGGUCAAACGCAGUCAGUCAGGGUGA